GCAUGUUUAGAGGAGGAGUUUCUCCAGUGAUUCUCGCCUGAAGAAUGACAAGAACUGAGACCAGAGAAACACCAACAACAAGAUGUCCAGAAGAGUGGAGGUGAUCAUCAACUCCUCAGCUCCGCAGGAUCAGGACGAGCCUCCUCUUCACAUCACAGAGUCGAAGCCCGGAGAGCAUCCAGGAGUGAAGGGCUUCCUGAAGUUCCACCCGGAGGUGCUGGGGUGGCUGGAGAUACUCACCGGUUCCAUGGUGUUAGGACUCGUCUAUUGGAAUUACGAUCUCUGGCUGUUAAUACCGGCUUGCUUUGUGAUUUUAAUAGGAGUUAUAACAGCUAUAGCUGCAUGCACCCGCAACCGCUGUCUGGUGAUCACGUCUCAGGUGCUGAAUCUGCUCAAUAUCUGCAAUGUGGUGACGGCCAUCGUCGCGUUUUUCGUCGUAGUCUUCUUGGGGAUUCUUAGGGAUGCGUUUUUUGGACAUUUACUGCGUGGUCAUUUCCUGAAUGGCCGUUCUGAGAGUAAUCAGUCUCUGCCCGCAAACAUGGCCUUCGUCACCUGUAACAUUCUGGCGCUCAUCUUCUCAUUUCUCAUCAUCAUGACGUUGUGCUGCUGGUGUAAACCGAGAAAGCGUCUGAUGGUCAUCCACAUGAACGCAGCUUCACCUGCAGCGGUCAGUGACGUCGUGGAUCACCCGCGGCCAGUAUCUUCCCCCCCGGCCUACAGUCCGGUCCCGUCUUCAGAUCCGCCGGACUACGAGGAGGAACGACGCUCGAUGCUCUCUGGAGUUUCUGCUCAGAAGUGGGCCUCGAGGAAAUGGAAAGAAGAACUGCAGCGCAGCAGAAAACCCAUCCAAGUCUGACCGGACAGUCAGAUUUCUAUGCUCUAAAGUAGAGCUUUAAUGACCUGUGUUUUAUUCGAGCUCUUGUCGUGUUCUCAGGGCUCAGUUCAGGGCCCUUUAUUAGUAGAAUGUCUAAUAUCAUAACACUAGUUUUCACUUGCAUCAGAUGAACAACACAGAGAACAUUCACUGGUGGAUGCCACAGAACUUUCUGGAAGACAUGGGAACUUUUUGGCUGAAAUGAUGCACAUUAGAUUUUUUGUGUCCUUGUUUUUAAAAAGCGACCACAUUAGAAAACAUCUUAUGUGGAACUCUGCACAUGUGCAUUAUGAAAUAUUCAGGGUUUCUGCAGGUCUUAAACUGUCCUUCCACAAAUUAAGGCUUAAAAAGGUCUUAAAUCAGAGCAAAAAAAUCUUAAAUUCAUAAAGUCAUGCCAUGAACUGCAAAAAAUUUAUAUCUUCCUCAGUAUUUUUGUCUUGUUUUUAAGUUCACAUAUCUAAACAUCCUGAAAUCAAGAAAUGAAGUCUUGCUUUUUUAAGAAAUGUAUCAAUAUGAAGGGAGUUUAUGGGAAAUGAAAAUGUGUUUCCCUGAAUUAAGUUGAUUUUUAUCUGUUGGACUUUGUGUUUUCAUGCUUUGAAGUGUUGCUAAUGUAACUCAUUUGUGUUUAGAACAUAGUGAAGUAACGUGUUCCCUUUCAUUUAUUCCUUUAAUUUUCUUUACUUUGUCUCAGAAAAGUCUUAAACUUGCCUUCAGAGAACUUACAGAAACCCUGAUAUGCAGGAUUUUAGCAUUAUUUGAGGGUAAGAAACAAUGUUUAAGUGAGAUUCUGAAACAGGGUGUUGAAAUGUGAGUAGUUUUAGAGCGUAUUUCAGUAUUUGGAUCAGGAGCUGUACUUGCAUGACUGAAAAAAGCUGUCCCAAGAUGACCACUGAGAUAUUAUUUAUGAUAUUUGCUCACCUGCGGACAGUUAGAAACACAGGAAAAGUGUCUUAAAGUGCUUCUGCAUUCCCUCAAUCUCAGACACGCUCUUCUUAUGUGCUAUGUAACUAUUUAUGUAAUUUUAGUUUCUUAGUUUUCUUUUAAAUGCAUUUGAAUGUACACACAAGCACUUUGUAAAGCGUUUUGAAGAUGCACUUUAAAGUUCAUGUAUUAUUAGUAGUGUUAUUGUUGUACAAAGGACAGUUUCCAAACUCUGCUGGUUUCUCAUCAGAGUUUUGCCAUCUGAUUCAUUCAUGAUCUAUUGGAGAAAUUCAUCAUUUGCUCACCCUCAAGUUAUUCCAGUGAGUUUCUUUCUUAUGUUGAGCACUUUAUUAUAUUGCUGGCAGCCACUGACUUUAAGAGAAUGGAAAGAAACACUAUGAAGUCAAUGGCUACCAGCAACUGUUUGGUUGCCAAAAUUCUUCAAAAUAUCUUCUUUUGUGUUCAACAGAAGAAAGAAACUCAUACAGGGUUGAAACAAGCGGAUGAUGACAGAAUUGUGAUUUUUGGGUGAACUAUUCCUUUAAGGGCCUGAUCAGAUGUUCUUCAGGCCUCACUACUUUGUUCUGACACUAGAGGUCAGUGUCCUCAAUGUUUAGUGACCAACACUUCAUCUACACAUAUUUCUCUUUACACAACUUUAGAACUUCUGGAUUCAUAUAAAUGAUAUAAAAUCCA
Cyprinus carpio (common carp) is the source of this 2491-nucleotide messenger RNA. RefSeq lists its product as uncharacterized. NCBI's taxonomy places the organism in Eukaryota, Metazoa, Chordata, Actinopteri, Cypriniformes, Cyprinidae. The record is from RefSeq and is a predicted model, not a curated record.